AUGAGCGAGCACCCCAGCGAGUUGCGCUACACCACCGAGCAUGAGUGGGUGCGUGUCGAGGAUGACGGCACUGCCACCAUUGGCGUGACGUUCUUCGCGCAGGACCAGCUCGGCGAUGUCGUCUACAUCGUGCUGCCCUCCGUUGGCGCCACACUGCAAAAGGACACCAGGAUGGGGGAGAUCGAGUCGGUGAAGUCUGUAUCCGACCUGUUCGUUCCCAUCAGCGGCGAGGUGAUCGAGGCCAACCAGGAGGUCAUCGACCACCCGGAGCGCGUCAACGAGGACCCCCACGGCGCGGGCUGGAUGCUGCGCGUGCGCAUGUCAGAUCCCUCGGAGGUCGAGAGGCUGCUCACCGGCGAGCAGUACGACCAGGCCGUCGCCAGUUAG
This is a messenger RNA of Geodia barretti, 387 nucleotides long. The record is from the annotation of a GenBank genome assembly. Lineage: Eukaryota; Metazoa; Porifera; Demospongiae; Tetractinellida; Geodiidae.